Arctia plantaginis is the source of this 348-nucleotide messenger RNA. Lineage: Eukaryota; Metazoa; Arthropoda; Insecta; Lepidoptera; Erebidae. The record is from the annotation of a GenBank genome assembly.
AUGUGGAAAGGUUGCUCCCGCGUGUACGAACGACGGCGUCACGCGCCCCCCGUCCCUCACAGCUGGCGAGUUUCGAAUGUCUCUUGUCAAAUAAACUGGCUCACCGUGUGCGAUGAGCGUUACCCUGGCGUCCGAUGUCAGCUCUCACUUGUAUAUCAUCGCGCAGACUUUCGCAACCGAGUGGCGUGUCGAAACAGCUCUGCCUUGAGCACGCUGCCGUGUGGAGAAAGCGUGGUGUAUAAACGGGUGUGCGCGAACCGCUCGGCGUUCAGAGUAACACUGGCGCGUCGCUCGGGUUACUACAACUCAACCACUCGGCACUCACUGAUUCACGCGGUAGGCCCUUGA